AUGACAAAAAAAAACAACACGAGAGACAAUAUUCAAGGACUUCCAGGAUUUCGAGUUGGUGCCAUUUAUUCCAACGACGAUAGGGUCGUCUCUGCAGCCACAAAAAUGUCUAGUUUUGGAUUAGUUUCAUCUAAAACUCAAUACCUUCUUUCUGCUUUGCUAUCAGACAAAAAAUUCACGAAAAAUUACGUGUCUGAAAAUCAAAAGAGGCUGAAAAAACGUCAUGAAAUGCUAGUUGGUGGUCUUAAACAAAUUGGAAUAAGAUGCCUUGAGAGCAAUGCUGGAUUGUUUUGUUGGGUGGAUAUGAGAUAUCUUUUAAGUUCAAACACAUUUGAUGGAGAAAUGGAAUUAUGGAAGAAAAUAGUGUACGAAGUAGGGCUAAAUAUUUCACCUGGAUCGUCAUGUCAUUGUACAGAACCGGGUUGGUUUCGUGCAUGUUUUGCUAACACGUCAGAAGAUACGUUAAAUAUCGCCAUACAACGUUUGAAGGCUUUUGUUGAUUCAAGGGUUAAUAACAAGGAUGAUAUUCAAAAUCAGCAGCGUUCUAAUAAGAAGAAGUCAUUUUCCAAGUGGGUUUUUCGACUAUCGUUCAAUGAACGUCAAAGAGAACGAUAGUCUAGACAUAUGAAAG
Molecule: messenger RNA, 631 nt
Organism: Solanum pennellii
Lineage: Eukaryota; Viridiplantae; Streptophyta; Magnoliopsida; Solanales; Solanaceae
Product: 1-aminocyclopropane-1-carboxylate synthase 3-like
Exons: 2
Coding region: 1-615 (204 amino acids)
Biological process (GO): amino acid metabolic process; biosynthetic process
Molecular function (GO): pyridoxal phosphate binding; transaminase activity
Source: RefSeq, a predicted model, not a curated record